Messenger RNA from Mauremys reevesii (Reeves's turtle), 1436 nucleotides. It is a transcript of the gene NFKBIL1, whose product is annotated as NFKB inhibitor like 1. Gene Ontology annotation, cellular component: nucleus. Gene Ontology annotation, molecular function: protein binding. The transcript is spliced from 6 exons. Bases 228 to 1295 code for a protein of 355 amino acids. NCBI's taxonomy places the organism in Eukaryota, Metazoa, Chordata, Testudines, Geoemydidae. The record is from RefSeq and is a predicted model, not a curated record. Gene Ontology annotation, biological process: negative regulation of toll-like receptor signaling pathway; canonical NF-kappaB signal transduction.
CUGCCAGGUGAAGGACUCAUCGAUUCCGCGUCCCCCCACCAGGGCAGUCGGCCCCCAGGGUGGACAAACCCCUCCCUCGCCUCAUCGGGCGGAAUGAGGUCACUUCCGCCCCGCUUCCGCCCUUCCGACUACCCCACUUCCGGUCCUCCCUUUUUCCCCUUCCCCCUCUGGUGUCGAAUUCAACCAUUGAUUAACACCCCCCGGCCAGUGGCCCCGGGCCCAUCCCCAUGGCCUCGCGGCACCAGCGCCGCCUCUGGCGCUACGUGGAGUCUGGCCGGCACCGCCGACUGCGCUCGCUCCUUGCCCGCCACCGGGAGGCGUUAGACCUGGACCAGCCAGGGGGGCACAAGGGCCGUCCUCCCCUGCACUAUGCCUGUGCCCACCGAGACCCCAUUACCGCCCAGAUCCUGCUGGGCCACGGAGCCAACCCCACCCUCCAAGACCGGCAAGGAGACACGGCCCUGCACCACGCCGCCCGGCAGGCUGCCCGCAAGGGCAAGAGCGCGUACAAAGUCCUCUUUGCCACCCUGCAGAGCCACUGCCCUCGGGCCAUGGGGAUCCGGAACCGGGCCGGGGAGACGCCCGGGGACCUGCUGGGGCCCACGAACGCGGAGCAGCAGCCCCCGGAGGGACCCGAAGAGAGCGACGGGGAGCAGGACGGGGACUGGGAAUGGCGCCAGAAGCUCUUCGGGGAAUGCCAAGAUGAAUACCAGGAGAUCUGGCGCUACGAAGAGGAUUUCUGCACGGCCCACCCGGACCCAGAACCCUACGAGCAGUGGGCAGAGCGCAUGGCGCGGGAAUACAGCCGCAAAGACCGCCAGGGGGCGGGGCCUGGCCGCCAGAGGGCGGGGCCUGGCCACCAAGGGGCGGGGCCUGGCCCUCAGGACCCCAGCCACGCCUCCCAGCGCCCCCUGGAGGAAGAGUCUCGUCUGUUCCGGGAACGCGCCCGCACCAAGGAGGAGGAGCUGCGGGAAGCCAAGCGGCAGCGCUACCAGGAGGGCUGCGCCCACGUCUUCGCCCCCGACGCCACCCGCCCCCUGCGCUACGGGGACAUCCCCUGGCCCAGCCCCACGGGCACCGUGGCCGAGAUGGCCGCAGCGGCCAUGCUGGGCACGGAUCCCUCGGACGCCGGCGCCUACCGCCGCCAGCUCCGCCGCCAGCAGGCCCUGUGGCACCCGGAUAAAUUCGCCCAGCGCUGCGGGGGGCGACUGGCGGAGCCGGAUCGGUGCCGGGUCCUGGCCACGGUCACGGCCCUGUCCCAGGAACUCAACAGACUGGCUGAGGCGGCCAAAUAACGCAACGCAGCUGUAUGUCUCCCAAGCCCGGCACCCAGCCGCACGUCCCAGGGGCCACCAUGGUGAAAUUCGGGGCAGGCCUCAGGCCUGUGGAUCCUGUCCGUGGCUCCGGCUUGCUCUGCUCGGCUUGCGGCUUCCUGC